ACAACUUCGGGUCCGCAAAACGAUCCAAAAAGAGGCAUUGUUAUCAGCCAUGUCAUUGGCAACACUGAAAAACAAUCUGUCCAGCACAUAGUGACUAAAAAUAUGCUUAGUUUGUUCAAAGAAUGUGUGUGUUUUUCCUCAAACUGGUUGAAAUUAGUACUGUAGCAAUGGCAGACGACAUUUUUAGUUGCGCUACAUGUUUUCCUUCCCAGCAUGCAGUUCAAAAAACAAAGAUGGCUGCGCUCAUAAGUCACCGACAAGCGUUCGUAGCGUUAACUUUUUUUCACUGAAAACUCGGUAUAAAAGCGUUUUCUUUUACUCGAUUAGUGACAAAUUUUUAUGCAGUUUGAUGCGAUGUGACGAGUGGGAAAUAUUGCCAAGUAUCCAGCAUCAAUACGAGUGCUUCCAUUAAUAAUAAUAGAGGGCUAUGCCGAAAUGUGGCCCUGUAUUCUAUAGUUACUCCGAAAUAAGAUGGAGUCUACCAAAUGGCUGGAGCUUAAGGAAAUAAAAGCUUCGUGUGAAGAGAAAACGUUUUUGAAAGCAGUCGAAAUUUGGCUGCAGAAACCGCAAGUUGUGAAUCGUCGGCUUGCUGGUGCAGUCUUCCUGCAAAGGCAGCGAGUGUUGAACGCAUGCAGUUUGCAACAGAGCAUUAUUGAACUAGUAUCAAGAUCAGAAGGGAGUGAAGACUCAAUUGAAUUUCUACCAAAAGUGAUACAGAAAGACUGUUCCAGUAUUUUAAGCGGUGGAUCACUUUGUUUAUCUGAAUUGGAGGAGACAAAACAAGAAGAAGAGCGAGGAAUUGGUGAAGAAAUUGGGGCGGAUGAAAACAAUGAUGGAGUUUCACGAUUUGAGUUGUGCUUGAGAAAACUUGUCCCUAGACAACUUGGACAAGGCACUACAACAGUGGCUUUGAAAGAAAUUAUAAUAAUUGAUCAUGAGGACUGCUCUGCAACAUUUGUGGCUCUACUAAAUAACACAUUAGAUACAGAGAGAAGAGAAAUCCACGACCACACUCCAUCAACAGUUAGUUGCUAUGGAAGUUCCAGGUUUCAGACGGCGUACAAGAUCAGUUUUUCCUCAAAGACACAAAGGAUAAGCCUGCACGUAUCAGUGGAAUACCACGAGCCCCAGUCUACGUCACAGGCAAUAACUUGUCCAACAAAAGCCUGGUUACAAGACUGUCUCUUACCCAAGAUCGUCAAGUGGGCCUCGGAAGUUAGUCCAGACACAGUUGUGAGGAGUUCACAGACUUUGGUAGCCGUGGAGAGAUAUAGCUCCCUCUAUGCGGAGUUGAAGAAGAAAUAUGGAAUCAAGUUUGUCAAGAUAUGGCCAGAAACAACAGACCCCUUGAAAUUUGUGUAUGAAGAUGUUGCCAUAGCAACCUACCUCCUGGUGCUAUGGGAGCAGGAACGAGAGGAGAAGAAUUUGAAGAGUCUUCAAUCUUUUGUGGACCUUGGCUGCGGUAAUGGACUGCUGGUACACAUUCUCAAUAGUGAAGGACAUCCUGGAAAGGGCAUUGACCUCCGCAGAAGAAAAAUCUGGGACUUGUACGGGCCAGGAACCAAUCUAGAAGAGUGUUCUAUAACUCCCUCUGAUGAAUUCCUGUUCGCUGAUUAUGAUUGGCUGAUUGGUAACCAUUCGGAUGAGCUAACACCAUGGAUACCUGUCAUGGCUGCAAGAUCUUGCUAUACUACCAGAUACUUUGUGCUUCCAUGCUGUUUCCAUGACUUUGAUGCAAAGUUCAUCAGAAGUGAGCAGUCAAAGACGCAAUACCGGGCCUAUCUUGACUUUGUUCAAGAGGUUGGCAAAGUGAGUGGCUUCAGAGUGCAAGAGGAUAUUCUCAGAAUACCGUCAACAAAAAGAAUUUGCCAAAUAGGAAGUCAAAGGAUAUACCAACGGGAGCAGACUGAAGAAGUUUCUACACGGAUUAAAAAUUUCAUCUCGCGACGCCGCCAAUGUAGGAAACAAUUGGCCCAAAAGAAGGACACUGAAAGAACUCACAAACAGCGAACAGUGUCUUGCGCCGAGAACUGUACUGAUCAUUCUGAUGAUGCAACUCGGUUAUUCGAAUCAAAGACCUCUUCUGACAGAGACACUUUUAACCACCCUUCAGGACCAGCAGUUCAUCACUCUAGUGAUGAUGACUCCAGUAACACUGCGUCAGCGAGAUGGGCUCCUGAAUUUCAGCCUCGUGAGAAGAUAGAGCCAGUCCGCAACUGUGCAAAUGUGGACAGUGACUUGAAGAAAAGGAUUACUUGUGAGGUUGCACAUGCCAUCUUGGGCGUGGGUGGAGAGGAUUCUUCAGACGCCUUGAGAGGAGCAAAGGAUAUGAAAGUCUGGAGGAGAGGAGGGUCAUUGACGUUACCUGAGAUUGCAAAACUUUUCAACAGUGACGUCUUAAAACAAUUGAAGAAAGAAUGUGGCGGCUUGAAGACUCUUCUUAAAAACUCCCAUCAAGUUUUUCAAGUGGUCGGCGAUAAAGUGGUCAUAAGGGACUGGUCAACAAGCAAUCAAGACAACAAACCAACCCUCUCAAAGAAACGCAAGUAUAAAGCUUCCGAUAAGAUGCACUUCUUCAAGACAAGCUUGUGUUGGUUUAACGCACAUCAUCCUGAUGGAUGCCCUCUCUUGGCGAGCGACUGCCAGUUUGCUCAUGGAGAAGGCGAGCUUAAGAACCCGUCACUUCCUUCAAGGUAGCAGUCACUCCUCAAGUAGUACAGGUCGUCACUUGUCACAUCGUCAUCAACACUAUGAACUGACAUACUUGUAGAUAUCAGUCAAAAGUAGCAAUCAAAGAAAACACGUAUGUUUGUGAUCCUCGCUGUUUGAGCGUGAGACCAGGCUAUCUGCUUGUUCUCAUCCUUCUACUGUGGCUGUGCCGAGAUGUAGAACAAAGAGCUACUCCAG
This is a messenger RNA of Asterias rubens (European starfish), 2907 nucleotides long. Its product is annotated as probable tRNA (uracil-O(2)-)-methyltransferase. Gene Ontology annotation, molecular function: tRNA (uridine) methyltransferase activity. Bases 472 to 2697 code for a protein of 741 amino acids. The record is from RefSeq and is a predicted model, not a curated record. Gene Ontology annotation, biological process: tRNA methylation. The transcript is spliced from 9 exons. Lineage: Eukaryota; Metazoa; Echinodermata; Asteroidea; Forcipulatida; Asteriidae.